UUUAUCUAUGAUGUCACGUAUUUUGUUGGUGUUAAAACAAUCGUCGCGAUGACGUCAACCUGGCGCACGCUGUCGUCGCUCCAUCGCCGCGGUUGACGUCAUCGUGUGGCCGCGCCGCGUUCGCCAGAGUUGGGGCUGGGGGUUGGUGGCCGAGUUCGCGCCCUGGGUGCUGCCGCGAAUUCUCCCCUCGUCCGCCUCCUCAUCAACGACAUCGCCGCUCGUCGUCAUCGUUGUCGUUAUCAUCGCCGAACGAGACUCACAACGCGUCUCCCACCAUCGCCGCACGAUGCCAGAGAAGCCCCUCAGGAUCCUGGCGUGCGGAGACGUCAACGGCAGGAUCGACACGCUCUACGGCAGAGUGAGAACUGUGCAGAAGAAGAGCGGCGACUUCGACUUGCUGCUGUGCCUGGGGUCUUUCUUUGGAGCAUCGGCCGAAGCGGAGCAAGAAUGGGAGGCCUAUAAGAAUGGGGACAAGAAAGCCCCAAUUCACACGUACAUCCUUGGAGCAAACGACCAAUCCACUGCCAAGUACUUCCCGGAGGUUGAUGGGAUGGAACUGGCUGAAAAUAUCACCUACUUGGGCCGCAAGGGGGUGUUCACGGGCGCUUCUGGCCUGCAGAUGGCCUACCUGAGUGGUGUGGAGGCGGCGGGAGCCCCGGGGGCCGCAGGGCCGUCCCACACGUUCUCGCGCCGCGACGUCGUCUCGCUCACAGAGCCGCUCAUCUCAGACGCCAAGUUCCGCGGCGUCGACAUUCUCCUCACGUCGCCUUGGCCCGCCGGCGUCACCCAGUACGGCAACAAGCCGGAGGACGCGGAGGUGGCAUGCCGCGGCUCGCAAGCCGUGGCCGACCUGUGCCGCUGCCUCAAGCCGCGCUACCACUUCGCCGGCUUGGAGGGGGUGCACUACGAGAGGCUGCCCUUCAGGAAUCACCGAGUGCUACUGGAGGGAGCGCGCCACGUGACGCGCUUCAUCGCGCUGGCACCCGUGGGCAACGCCGCCAAGCGCAAGUACCUGUACGCCUUCACGGUGGCGCCCAUGUGCCAUUUGGAGCCCGCCGAGCUGGUCCGCCAGCCGCCCGAUGUCACCGAGAACCCCUUUGCCAAGGCGACGGCUAAGCAGCAGCAGCGGCAGCAGCAGCAGCAGCAGCGACCUCAGCACCAGCCACCGUCCUCCCAAGCGACGGUGCAGGGCGAGGAAACGGCGCAGCAGUUUUUCUUCGACCUCGCCCGCCCGCCGCCGAGUCACGGGAGGGAUCGCAAGCGGCGGUCCGACGGCCCCGGCGGGGGACACAUGCCCGCCCACGAUGCCAAGCUCCCGCGAAAACCACCUCAGCAGACGGGACCGUGUUGGUUCUGCCUGGCCAGCCCCGAUGUGGAGAAGCACUUGGUUGUUAGUAUCGGCACGCACGUGUACGUGGCGCUCGCCAAGGGCGGCCUGGCGCGGGACCACGUGCUGGUGGCGCCCGUGGCGCACCACGCCAGCACGGUCGACCUGCCCGAGGAGGCGGCCGUCGAAAUGCGCAGCUACCUCGACGCCCUGCGGCGGUUUCACUCGGCGCGGCGCCAGCGCUGCGUCGUCUUCGAGCGCAACUACCGCUCGAUGCACCUGCAGCUGCAGGUGGUGGGCGUCCCGGAGCAGCGGUGCAGCACGGAUGAGAUCAAGGAGGUGUUUGUGCAGCAGGGAGCGGAGAACCAGAUGGAGCUACUGGAGUUGCCCGAGCGGAGUGAACUGAAGCAGAUCGUCGAGCCGGGAACGCCGUACUUCUACGCGGAGUUUGACAACGGGGAGAAAUUGUUCCAGCGCAUCAAGUCCCGCUUCCCGCUGCAGUUCGGAAGGGAGGUGCUGGCCAGUGAAGCCAUCCUGAACAUGCCGGAUCGCGGUGACUGGCGUGCGUGCAAGAGUUCCCGCGAAGAGGAGGAGGGCAUUGCCAAGGAAUUCCGCAAGGAUUUCCAGCCGUUCGACUUCUCUCUCCUGGAGUAGGAAGGGAUGCAGCUCCCGCUGCGACACCCUCGAUUGUACGUGGGGGACGGCAGGAGAGGCGUGGGGAGUGUGGGUGGUAAUAUUCGUGUUCCCGGUUGUUGUUCAGUUGUGCUCGCGAAAAAUCGACAAUUUUUUUUCUCUCCCGCCACCAUGCGGGUCGAAUCAUCGGCUGCUCCAUCGCAAACCUGUUGGAAAGUAAAACGGAUUAACAUUUAAAAAGCAAUAAAAAAAUUAGGUGUCAAUAAAUGUUUUUAUAACCUCAUUGA
Molecule: messenger RNA, 2247 nt
Organism: Petromyzon marinus (sea lamprey)
Lineage: Eukaryota; Metazoa; Chordata; Hyperoartia; Petromyzontiformes; Petromyzontidae
Gene: CWF19L1
Product: CWF19 like cell cycle control factor 1
Biological process (GO): mRNA splicing, via spliceosome
Cellular component (GO): post-mRNA release spliceosomal complex
Molecular function (GO): RNA lariat debranching enzyme activator activity
Source: RefSeq, a predicted model, not a curated record